Messenger RNA from Knipowitschia caucasica, 1470 nucleotides. The record is from the annotation of a GenBank genome assembly. NCBI's taxonomy places the organism in Eukaryota, Metazoa, Chordata, Actinopteri, Gobiiformes, Gobiidae.
AUGGCGGCUUCCGUGGGCACAAACAAGGCAACGGAAUUGUCCAAAGCCGAGUAUCUCAAACGUUAUUUAUCUGGCGAAGACGGAAAAAAGUCGAAGGGUAACGCUAAAAAGAAGCGCCCCAAGCUACAGGGUAGAGGGCUUAAAAUAGUAGACGAUGACAUAGACUGGCGACAAAUUGCAAAAGAAGCUAAAGAGAAGGCGGAAGAAGAAGCUGAGGAGGAGGAAGAGCCCGUGAUUGCCGAAGUGAUUGAUGAGCGACCAGAAGAAAUUAAACAGCUUGAACUCUUUAGAUCCAGUAAUAGAUGGAAAAUCGUUGGAGUUGAUGAAAAUGAGGAUGAUGCAAAUGAACAAGAGACUGAAUGCCCUGAGCCUCCUGUAUCAGGUCGGACACGUCAUGACUCUCCAGAUAUUUCACCACCGAGACGUGUUCGCCACGACUCUCCUGAUGCUUCUCCACCAAGACGUGUGCGCCACGACUCAGCUGAUGCUUCUCCUCCAAGAAGAAGUCGCCAUGACUCACCAGAUAGGUCGUCUUCAAGACAACGUUCAGAAAAGUCUAGCAAAAAAGAUUCCUCGCCCAAUAGGAGGAAGGCCAUCUCAAGUCAAAAACAUUUGUCCAAACAUCAUCAAUCAUCAUCAGACAGGAGGAGGCAUGACUCUGACUCCGAUCAAUCACCGCCAAGAAAAAAGAGUUUAAAGAGAGAAGCUUCUGACUCCGACCAGUCUCCACCAAGACGCAGAACCACAGCAAGACAAGAUUCAGACUCUGAUCAGUCCCCACCUCGAAAGCGACCUCACGGUAGACAGAGCUCAGAUGAAGAUCUUUCACCUCCUCGUAGGCCUGGACAGUCACAUGCCCAGAGAAUGCUCUCUGGUGGACAGGCUGGUCUUGUUUCGGUGGAUGUCCUGAGGAUUGAGAAAGAAGAAAACAGACGCCGAGACAAAAACAACCAACCAUUAGAAGAUGAAUCUCGCAAUGCUCAGACCAUUUUUCGAGACAAGACUGGAAAACGGCGGGAUUUAGACACCGAGAGAGAAGAACAUAAAAAGAAAGCGGGAGAACAAGCAGCCAAGGAUGAAAAAUAUGCUCAAUGGGGAAGAGGGUUGGUUCAGGGUCAGAUGCAUCAACAGAGACUUGAGGAUGCCUUGCAUGAAUCACAAAAACCUCUUGCUCGGCGUCAUGAUGAUGAAGAUUUGGACAAAAUGUUAAGGGAACAAGAACGAGAAGGAGAUCCAAUGGCUGCAAUGCUCAGACGCAAGAAGGAACGAAAUUUGAAAUCACAGGGCAUUAAAGAAAAACCCCGAUACAAAGGCCCAGCACCACCACCUAAUCGUUUCAACCUUCUUCCUGGUUAUCGGUGGGAUGGAGUAGACAGGUCAAAUGGAUUCGAACAGAAACGCUAUGCGAGGAUGGCAGACAAGAAGGCUGUACAAGAGGAAGCUUACAAAUGGAGUGUAGAGGAUAUGUAA